AUGGCCAGCCCCGACGACCCCAUCUCGCCCACGGCCUCGUCCAAGCGCUCGCGCAGCAAGGACAGUCUCCGCUCCCUCACCACCUCGUCGCUCAACACGCCCGCUGCCAGUACCCCCGCCGCCAGCACUCACAGCCUCACCAACCCUCUCUCUGCCCCCGGCACCCCUACACCAGCCGAAAAUGCGGGCAUCCCAUAUCCCGCUUUCCUUGGCUCUACCAGAGACAUCAAUGCAAAGUGGAAUCGCCUUGAAACGGCUCAGAACGACCGCCUUCGCGAUAACUCACACCCGCCCGAUUCAGAGGAGCCACCCAGGUGGGCACGCUGCGGCGGCGAGGAGUACGCUUUCCGCAACCGCUACGCCAACGUCGACCCAUACCAGUCCAACAGAGUCCAUCUCGCCGUCCCCGAAGGCCACUUUGACUACAUCAACGCCUCGCCCAUAGACCUUGUGACGACCAAGUCCCAAACACCCCUCAAGUACAUCGCAACACAGGGACCCAAGGCUGAGACAUGGUCGCACAUCUGGCGCAUGGUCUGGAAAGAGAAUGAUUCGCCCGCCGUCAUCGUUAUGCUUACCCAGACGUUUGAGGCCUACCGGGAAAAGUGCUACCCCUACUAUCCCCAGUCGCCCUCGAACCCCGACCUGCGUGUCAACGAGCAUGACGAAUUCCAAGACGGCCUGAUCCACAAUCUUCACCUGGCCUCGUAUACCAUUGAUGAAGAGGCGCGUACUCAGGUCCGGGAGAUUGACAUGACGACUGAUGAUGAAUCCGAAUCUAAGAAGGUCUGGCACUUGCUAUUUGCUGGCUGGCCGGACUUUUCCGUGCCAGAAGGAGACGACCGCUCCGCUAUGCUGAGAUUGGUCGAGAUUUCCCGUCUGAAGAACUCUGAUAAUGCUACCAACCCGCGGAUUGUGCAUUGUAGUGCAGGCAUUGGUCGCAGCGGAACUUUUAUCGCCCUGGACUGGCUGACGCAGGAGCUCCAGGAAGGUUCACUAGACGAUGUACCCGAGACCGAGGACCCCGUUGUCAAGAUAGUCGAGAUGCUCAGGGACCAGCGUGCCGGUAUGGUACAGUCCAAGGUGCAAUUUCAGUUCAUAUAUGACGUCCUUCGUGAACAAUGGCGAGAGAAGUGGAUUGCCCAGAACCCUGUUCAGGCAAGCCAAUUAGGCCUUGUCAGCACCGGCAACACGCCUGAUGGUGAGCCUGCACUGAAGCGCGUAAAGUCAGUGCACUAUGGCGAAGACGAACAUACUCCACCAUCCGCAUCCUCGCCUUUAAGCAGUAGUGGUGCAUCCGACUCGCCGGAUGCUCGUGCUCAACUCGAAGCUGAACUCCAGGAUGCAGACAUGGAGUAUGAAAAGGGCAAGACUUAG
Molecule: messenger RNA, 1377 nt
Organism: Bipolaris zeicola 26-R-13
Lineage: Eukaryota; Fungi; Ascomycota; Dothideomycetes; Pleosporales; Pleosporaceae
Exons: 1
Coding region: 1-1377 (458 amino acids)
Biological process (GO): protein dephosphorylation
Molecular function (GO): protein tyrosine phosphatase activity
Source: RefSeq, a predicted model, not a curated record